UUGAUAAAGGUCAAGAGGGAAUAAAUUAAACUUGUAAACUGGCCUCUUGCUGUUCGUAUUUCUGACGAUUCAGUAAAACCGACAGUAUUAUCUUCAACAAAUUCAUUGUAUUGCUCAACACGAGAUACAAACAACGCAUUUCGUGCGUGAGUUUCAGUCUGAUAGGUUGGGAAAAAAUUUAAAAAUGGGUUCCCGCUUCCAAGAGGUUCAGCAAGGUCCUCCGAUCGAGGUUUUCCAAUUAAAUCGCAUGUUUAUGGAAGACCCGCACCAGUCUAAAAUCAAUUUGAGCAUUGGCGCAUACUGAGAUGAGAAGGGUCAGCCAUGGGUCCUGCCAGUGGUGAGGAAGAUGGAGAAGCAGAUGGCUAAUGAUGAGACACUACUGCAUGAAUACCUCCCGGUUCUUGGCAUGGAACAGUUCACUGCGGCGUCUACCGCCAUGCUGCUGGGAGAAGACAGCCCCGCGCUCGCUGCAGGCCGUGCAUUCGGAGUUCAGACAUUGUCUGGUACAGGGAGUCUCCGCGUCGGCGCUGAGCUGCUGAACAAGCAACUCAACUACACCAACUUCUACUACUCCGUGCCUACCUGGGAAAACCACCAUCUUGUAUUCGUAAACUCCGGUUUCACAAGCCCUCGUACCUACCGCUACUGGGACGCGAAGGCCCGAGCGAUUGAUUUCGAAGGCCUCAUCGAAGACCUCCGCAAUGCCCCUGAGAACUCCGUGAUAUUGCUCCACGCGUGCGCCCACAACCCCACUGGCUGCGACCCCACUCAUGAACAGUGGGAGAAAAUUGCUGAUGUCAUGGAGGAGCGCAAGUUGUUCCCAUUCUUCGACAGCGCAUACCAGGGCUUCGCAUCAGGCGACCUAGACCAGGACGCCUGGGCCGUGCGCUACUUCGUCCAACGAGGCUUCGAGCUCAUCUGCGCACAGUCUUACGCCAAGAACUUUGGAUUGUACAACGAGCGAGUGGGCAACCUGGCCGUGGUGGUGUCGGACCCGUCCGUGGUGCAGACGCUGCGGUCGCAGCUGACGUGGAUCGUGCGCGGCAUGUACUCCAACCCGCCCGCGCACGGCGCGCGCGUCGUCACCAACGUGCUCGCCAACAAACAACUCUUCGACGAAUGGAAGGACCACAUCAAAGCCAUGUCGUCCAGGGUGACGGCAAUGAGAGAGGCUUUGAGGGCUGAACUUGUCAAACUCGGUACACCAGGCAAUUGGGACCACAUUGUCAAGCAGAUCGGUCUGUUCUCCUACACCGGGUUGACCCAAAGACAGGCGGAAUACCUAAUUCAAGAAUACCACAUAUAUCUAUUGAAAUCUGGCCGUAUUAAUGUGUGUGGGUUAAACCCAUCUAACGUCCAGUACAUGGCCAGGGCUAUGCACGAUGCCGUGACCAAAUUCCCCAAUGAAGAUGAUGCUCGCUCCAAAUUGUAGUGGAUCGCCGAUGCCACGGUAUGUGUUGUUAUACGGGUGAUGGGAUGGACGUACAUUCAAAUUCUAUGUAUUAUUAUUAUUAAUAAUAAAUGUAAAUAAAACCUUUGAUAGCAA
Messenger RNA from Spodoptera litura, 1546 nucleotides. RefSeq names its product Glutamate oxaloacetate transaminase 1 (gene Got1). Lineage: Eukaryota; Metazoa; Arthropoda; Insecta; Lepidoptera; Noctuidae. The record is from RefSeq and is a predicted model, not a curated record. Gene Ontology annotation, molecular function: pyridoxal phosphate binding; L-aspartate:2-oxoglutarate transaminase activity. Gene Ontology annotation, cellular component: cytosol. Gene Ontology annotation, biological process: L-aspartate biosynthetic process.